Messenger RNA from Bacillus rossius redtenbacheri, 842 nucleotides. Its product is annotated as trypsin alpha-3-like. Gene Ontology annotation, molecular function: serine-type endopeptidase activity. Gene Ontology annotation, biological process: proteolysis. Bases 48 to 806 code for a protein of 252 amino acids. The transcript is spliced from 5 exons. The record is from RefSeq and is a predicted model, not a curated record. NCBI's taxonomy places the organism in Eukaryota, Metazoa, Arthropoda, Insecta, Phasmatodea, Bacillidae.
UAUAUAAUCACUUGUUAGUUUGCAAACCAAGCAUCACCACCAGCAACAUGCGUGAACUUCUGCUCGUCUCUUGCCUGCUGUUCUCCGUUUACGGAGCUUCCAUCAAUGAUCCAUACCAGCUAGAUGGACGCAUUAUAGGGGGCUAUCAAAUCAGCAUUAGCAAUGCUCCUUACCAGGCAGCAUACGAGCUGAAUGGUCGACAGAAAUGCGGUGCUAGCGUCAUCAGUAACAAUUAUGCUCUUUCUGCGGCCCACUGUAGCAUCAGCGAUGCCGUGGCGAGCGUCUCCAUACGAGUGGGCACAGACCAGCGCGCCAGCGGUGGCUCGGUGCACAAAGCAUCGCAGAUCAUCAACCACGAGAAAUACAGCACCUUCCCCUCUCCACGUUUCGACAUAUCUCUCAUCAAGGUGGCCACUCCCUUCGUGCUCAGCGCCAGCGUGAAGGCCAUCCCGCUGGCGACGGUGCUGCCGGCGGCGGGCAGCGCCGUGGCCACCUCGGGCUGGGGCGCCACCUCCGAGGGCGGCUCCGCCUCCGCCCACCUGCUGCAGGUGCAGGUGAACGUGCUGAGCCAGGCGGACUGCAAGCGCGCCUACCCGCUGCGCAUCACGGACCAGAUGUUCUGCGCCGGCGUGUCGGGCGGCGGCAAGGACACGUGCCAGGGCGACUCGGGCGGGCCCCUGGUGCACGGCGGCCAGCUGGUGGGCGUCGUGUCGUGGGGGGUGGGCUGCGCGCGCGCCAGGUCGCCGGGCGUGUACGCCAGCGUGCCGGCGCUCGCCGCGUGGGUCAAGCAGCACGCCGGCGUCUGACCUCGCCCGGAAUAAAGAAUAUGCAUUCACAGUGAA